UUCGUUGGGCGCGAUUUUAUCUUCUUGGUCGAAACACUUUGUCCUAACGCAUUGCUUAGUGAUUUUUCAACACUGUGGAGGAACCAGGAAGGCGGAUAAGUGUCAGGCGUGCCAGUCGAAAACGCUCGAUGGCGGCGUCAGAUGACUCAGACCCUGAGAUGAAUUCUCCUCCUUCGAAAAAACGGCUUUCAGAAGAGCGCGUAGCCGCCAGUGCACGCCGGUCCUCCAAGGCGGAAGAACCGUCGAGUUUUAGAGCUUUAGCCGAACCCGAAGCUGCUUCCGUUGUAGAAGUAUUUGCAAACGCAGGUGGAAAUGGCGAGUCAAAGCAAAGCCCCAUAGGUAAAUCCGCUGAUCCAGCGGCAGCCCAGCAGAAACAAGUCAUUGUAUCUGUGGAGAACCAGGAGAAGGAGACAUAUGGCUCGCUGGAAUGUCCAGCAGAGCGCUCAAUUCGAGAGAGUGGUGCAACUGAAGCUGUGAUGUCCCCGUCGACAGUGACCGAUGGAUUGAAAAGCCCUAAGCGACGUUGUGCAGUCGGUGGAUCUGUCACCGAAAAUCAACCGCGGAGAUCGAGGGCCUCGGCGGAAAUGGCACAAAAUACCCAACAGCAGCAGACUCAACAGCAAAAUCAGCUUAAUGAAUCUGCGAAAUUGCAGCAGCAGAGUGUACAGCGUGCGAGGGCGACCUCGCAAAAGACCGUGGACGAAGUUUUUGCAGGAUGCGAACGUGAUGAAGAUGGAGGGAUCAAAAUUGGUAAUAUCUACAUUCCUCCACCGCCUCCACCAGCGUGUACAUUUGAAGCAAUUGGUCCACGGCUUAUUAUAUCGAAAAUUGAAAAUCGGUAUUUUAAAAGCUAUGGCAAACACGUGAUUAUCGGACCUCUACACAAAAACUAUUCUGGCAUUGUAGGUCCUAAUGGAAGUGGUAAAAGUAACGUCAUUGAUUCUAUGCUUUUCGUUUUCGGUUACCGCUCGAAGAAAGUCCGUGCCCAGAAGGUGAGCAACCUGAUCCACAACUGCGAUAUGCAUCGGGAUAUAAGGAGUUGUACGGUGGACGUACAUUUUGAGACCAUUAUCGACAAUGAAGACAAAUUUGAGAUUGUUCCCGGUUCGAAACUAGUAAUCGGACGUACAGCAUUCAGGGACAACUCCUCACAUUACACUUUGAAUGGGCGCCAGGUGUCUCAGAAGGAAGUAACAAAGAUACUUCGUCAGAACGGUAUCGACCUAGAACACGAUCGAUUCCUUAUUCUUCAGGGUGAAGUGGAGCAAAUUUCAAUGAUGAAACCGAAAAGCGAAUCUGAAAAUGAUGACGGAAUGCUCGAGUAUCUUGAGGACAUUAUUGGUACCAACCGUUACAAGGAGCCAAUUGAAGCUUUUGUCAAAAAUGUCGAUGCUCUGCAAGAAGAACGAAAUGCUGCCCUGGAUCGCGUCAAUAUGGCUGAACAAGACAUGCUAGCGAAAAAGGAACUUCGCGACGAGGCUAUCGAUUUCCUCCGGCUAUGCAACGACAUGACGCGUUGCGAUCAGCAGCUUUACGAGAUCGCUCGCUGCGACGAAAAAGAGAAGAAAUUCGGCAUUGAGAAACAGCUUGAUCAAGCUAAGGCAACAGUCGAGAAGAUCAAAAAGCAAAUGACUGAAUUUCUUGAAGAGAACAAAAGACUUACGGACGCUCAUAAAGCUUUGUGCCGUGAAGAAGCUGAAGUGCUAAAGCAAGGUGAAACGCUACAAGCACAGUACACCGAACUCGAAACAAAAGAUAUUAAGUGCCGCGAGGAAAUCAAACACGCAAAAACGGCCAUUAAAAAGCUCGAGAAAGACCAGGAAACGCAAAGUAAGAAAAUCGAGAAAUUGAAAUCAGACGCGAUCAAACUCCCUGAAGAGAAGGCCGCGGCGGAAGAGGCCGCUAAGGAAUUAAUUGAAGAAGUUGCAAAUCUCGAAGCCGACUUGCAUUCACGUAUGGAAGAUCUUAACAAACAAGUAUCUCCGAUUCAGGAGGAAAAGUCUACACUUGAGAAGAACCUUCUCGAGCUGCAGCGCGCUGUUAACACGGCCAAGUCUGCAUUCUCAAUGGCUCAGAGUGAGCUCGAAUUGAUGACUUCGUCUUCGCGGACAGAGCAGCGAAAACUCGAAGAGCGGGAACGAGCGUUGGAAGAAGCUCAGAAAAAACUCCAGGCCAAAGAGGAGCAGGUCUCAAAAAGUAAAGAGGCGUUACCUAGCCUAAAAGAGGCGUACGAGAAGGUUCGACACGAUUUAGAGACUGUUGAUCGAGAGUAUGAGGAAUGUCGCGCUAAUUACAACUCGAGUCGAAUAAAGCUUGAGGAAAUGCGAAGUACUAACACUGCUACUAGAACAAACAAUCGACUUCUCGAUGCUCUGAUGAACGAAAAAAGGAAAGGGGGUGCUCUCAGCGGUAUCAUCGGAAGACUCGGAGAUCUUGGAGGAAUUGACAAAGAGUAUGAUGUAGCCAUAUCGAUGGCAUGUGGAUUACUUGAUUCAAUUGUGGUAGACACUACUAGUACGGCAAAGGAAUGUAUUAAAUACCUACAAAAACACAACCUCGGAAAAAGUAAUUUCUUAGCUCUGGAGAAAAUGAAUCAUUUAAUUGGUCAGGCAAAACAGUCCAUCCGAACACCUGAGAAUGCGCCACGCCUCAUUGAUCUUGUGCAAUUGUCGGAUCCAGCUUAUCUCGGCGUAUUCUAUUACGCUCUGCGUGACACCCUCUACGUUCACGAUAUUGAUUCUGCAACCAGAGUUGGUUUAGGCGGUGUACAGAGAUUUCGCGUGGUCACGAAUAAGGGUGAAAUCGUAGACCCUAGUGGAACUCUGACCGGAGGAGGCGGACGAACUUAUGGUGGGAAGAUGGGCCGAAAGGCAAAAUUGGAUACAUCAAUUAGCGAUUCAGAAAUAAGCGCCCUGACGUCGCAGGUCGCAGAAAUGGAAAGCCGUAUGACAAUUCUAGCAACACGAAAAGACGAUACGGGACGCCAGUUGUCUCAAAAGAAAAAAGAGCUUGACCAAGUAAUACAAAUGGAUCAGAAAGUCUCACUUGAGGUCUCAGCCUUGGUCGAAGAGAUUCGUUCUCUAGAAGGACGAAUCAAAAUGCAGCAAAAAUCAGUUGCUGAGAAAACAGUCGAUCCAGUGAAACUACAACAACAAGAGACUCGGGUAGCGGAAACCCGUCAAGCCUAUGAAGAGGCAGAAAAAUCGACUGAGGCCGACCGAAAAGCUGUUGAAACACUGGACAAAAAGAUAAACAAAAUUAAGGAGGAACGCAUCGGUAAUGUAAAAAACAAACUCGAGAAAGCCCAGAGGAGUUUGAAAGAGGUAGAGGCGAAAAAGACACAGUGUCAGGUCGGCAUAAACAACUCCGAACGAAUGUUGGUUCAAGCCGAGCGCAAGUUGGCGGAUAUUGCUGCUGAAAUGGCAACGGUACAGGAACGCCGUCAGAAGGCUAGAGAGCUCUACGAUGAUCUAGCUAACCAAGCUCAAAGCAUCAAUGAGCAACUAGAAAAGGCCAACGCACUAAAAGAGGAACUGUCUGGUAGGGUUGCGGCUUCGGCCCGAGGUCUUCACGAUUUCAACAAACAGGAAGGCGUCCUUAAGAUUAAACAGCAGGAACAAAAAAACAUCGUUAAAGACCUUGAGAAGGACCAUGACCAGUGUUGUCGAGUCAUAGAAGGGUGCAUAAGGAAAAUCAAGGCUCUUCGCUUGGAAAUAAUCGAUGAAGGGGACGACGAAGAUGCAGUGGCUUCCUCUGACGAGGCUGCAACUCUGCUACCGGAGCUCACCGAAGAAGAAGUUCAUAAACUGGACGCAGAUUCAAUCGAACGAGAAAAAGUGAGACUAAGCGAGAUCAAGAAAACAAUGAAACCAACCCUAGGAUCAAUCGCCGAGUACAAAGCGAAGAUGAGCCAUUAUAAGAAACUGUCGGGAGUAUACCUAGAUAAACAGCAAACACUCGAAAGACAUAAAAGCUAUUUACAGGCACUCAAGAAGGCUCGGUUACAAGAGUUUUUAACUGGAUUUAAGAUUAUUACACAAAAGGUAAAGGAGAUGUACCGAACGAUCACACUAGGAGGUGACGCUGAUCUCGAGCUUGUAGACUCUUUGGACCCUUUUUCAGAGGGCAUCGCGUUCAGUGUACGGCCGCCGCGAAAAACGUGGAAAAACAUUUCGAAUCUUUCUGGUGGCGAGAAAACCUUAUCGUCAUUAUCGCUCGUGUUCGCUCUUCACUACUACAAGCCGGCGCCGUUCUACGUAAUGGAUGAAAUCGACGCGGCUCUUGAUCACAAAAACGUUUCCAUCAUUGCCAACUAUAUCAACGAACGCACACGAAACACGCAGUUUAUCAUUAUCAGCCUUCGCGAAGAAAUGUUUUCCUUGGCACGGAAGUUAACUGGCAUCUAUAAGCCUUAUAAUGACACGAACACGUUGACGCUCGACAUAGAACACUGCCUUAUCGGGAUGGCGUCUGAACGAGAUAAGGAGAAUGACCCACCAGCUGUUACAGCAGUCGAUACAUAAUUUGUUCUUUAAUCGUUUCAUCGCCGAUGUUUGGUUUUGUUCCACUUCUUUCGCGAGACACGAGAUACAUCAUAAAAAAAAUAUGAUGCUAACAUGUGACAUUUAUAGAUGUUACUCAAACUUUUAAACUAGCCAGAAUAUAUUUGGUAGAAGUUAAGAAAAACAAUAAUUAGUACUGUUGAGGGACACAACGACUAACAAAUAAGAAGUCGGACGUUACCAUGAGAAAUAACAAAGGAAGUCAUAAGGAAAUGAAUACUGUAACUUGUGAAGUAUUAUAUUUUACCUUGUCGCUUUGUACCAAACGAUACGCAAGUUCUUUUCACUUCAGAUAUAAAAUAAUGAAGAUUAGCUUACGAAGAUCAAAAACUACUACGAAAUGUAUUUAGUAUAGAUGGCCUAGUAAUAAGUAUCGAUAAAUAAAUCUAAAUGAAUAUAUCUAUCAUGCUA
This is a messenger RNA of Varroa destructor (honeybee mite), 4973 nucleotides long. RefSeq names its product structural maintenance of chromosomes 4-like protein gluon (gene glu). Gene Ontology annotation, cellular component: chromosome; condensin complex. Gene Ontology annotation, biological process: mitotic chromosome condensation. The record is from RefSeq and is a predicted model, not a curated record. Lineage: Eukaryota; Metazoa; Arthropoda; Arachnida; Mesostigmata; Varroidae. Gene Ontology annotation, molecular function: ATP binding; protein binding.